Messenger RNA from Dendrobium catenatum, 1123 nucleotides. RefSeq names its product MADS-box transcription factor 16. Gene Ontology annotation, cellular component: nucleus. NCBI's taxonomy places the organism in Eukaryota, Viridiplantae, Streptophyta, Magnoliopsida, Asparagales, Orchidaceae. The coding region runs from base 232 to 900 and encodes 222 amino acids. Gene Ontology annotation, biological process: positive regulation of transcription by RNA polymerase II. The transcript has 7 exons. Gene Ontology annotation, molecular function: protein dimerization activity; DNA-binding transcription factor activity, RNA polymerase II-specific; RNA polymerase II cis-regulatory region sequence-specific DNA binding. The record is from RefSeq and is a predicted model, not a curated record.
UAUUAAACGCGGUCAGACAUGGCACGCGAGGUAGUACGCACAACCCUUUGGCCAUUGCCCGAUAAUGGAAACCCAGCUGCUACUUUUUUCCUCCCCAGCCUUACAUGCCUUCAAUUCGUCUCUUCUGCCUCCAUUUUUAUAAGCUUACUUUGAACCUUUUCCUACCCUUAUCAAUCUCAUCUCUUUUGCUUCUGUUGCUUCGGAGAAGGAGAGAAAGAACGAGAGAGAUCCAUGGGGAGGGGGAAGAUAGAGAUAAAGAAGAUAGAGAACCCUACGAACCGGCAGGUUACUUACUCGAAGAGGAGAGCUGGGAUCAUGAAGAAGGCGAGCGAAUUGACAGUUCUCUGUGACGCUCAGCUCUCACUUGUAAUGUUCUCGAGCACGGGCAAGUUCUCUGAGUAUUGCAGCCCGUCCACUGACUCGAAGAGUAUAUAUGAUCGUUACCAGCAGGUGUCCGGCAUCAAUCUGUGGAGCGCGCAGUACGAGAAGAUGCAGAAUACGUUGAAUCAUUUGAAGGAGAUAAACCACAACCUAAGGAGGGAAAUAAGGCAGAGGAUGGGCGAGGAUCUAGAUGGGUUGGAAAUCAAGGAACUGCGUGGUCUUGAGCAAAAUAUGGAUGAAGCCCUGAAGCUUGUAAGGAAUCGAAAGUAUCAUGUAAUCAGCACCCAGACAGAUACCUACAAAAAGAAGUUGAAGAACUCUCAAGAAACCCACAGGAACUUACUACGAGAGAUGGAAACGGAGCACGCAGUCUAUUAUGUGGAUGAUGAUCCGAGCAACUAUGAUGGCGCGCUUGCACUAGGAAAUGGAGCUUCCUACUUGUACUCAUUCCGUACCCAACCAAGCCAGCCAAACCUUCAAGGAAUGGGAUAUGGCCCUCAUGAUCUACGUCUCGCUUGAUCAUUUGUUAUCUAAGUAACAACUGCUUAAUUAUAUUUAUAGCAAGUGGCAUCUUUGACAUGUACUGAUGUUUCUAUGCUCACUAGUAGGCUCUGUUUACUGCAAUAUAUAUACUGGCUGACCACGUACUAUAUAUAUACUAUGCAAUUUAUAUGUUUUAAAUGGAGAAAUGCAUGUCUACAAGUAUCUUAUGUAAGUGCUACUUGAUUUUAUCGGAAUGAUC